Olea europaea var. sylvestris is the source of this 1773-nucleotide messenger RNA. RefSeq names its product ankyrin repeat-containing protein BDA1-like. Bases 187 to 1614 code for a protein of 475 amino acids. NCBI's taxonomy places the organism in Eukaryota, Viridiplantae, Streptophyta, Magnoliopsida, Lamiales, Oleaceae. Gene Ontology annotation, molecular function: protein binding. The record is from RefSeq and is a predicted model, not a curated record. The transcript is spliced from 2 exons.
UCACACUAGCAUAGCCGAUUUAUGUCUGCCAAUUGCAUUAGAGUACGAAGACUUGUUCGAAGUCUUCUAAAAUAUCCAAUGGACUUUUCGCUAUUUGUAUUCUUUAAAUACUGGCUGACAACAGCCUUCAUUGGAUUCAUUUAUAAAUAUGAUAAAUCUUAACAGGUUCUCGCAGUAGUGUAGGAGAUGGAGAUAUUGGAAAAUAUGCUUUUUGAAGCAGCAGCUGAAGGAAAUGUGAAUUCUUUGGAGAAGCUGCUUCAAGAAGAUCCAAUAAUUCUUGAUAGAGUUAUAGUUAAUAGUUUCUCCGAUAGUCUUAUACACGUAGCAGCAAUAUUAGGACAUAGCGAUUUCGUGAAGGAAAUCUUAAGACGAAGGCCUGAAUUUGCAGGAGAAUUGAAUUUAUGUCAAUCAUCGCCUCUUCAUUUGGCAUCAGCUAAAGGUUAUAUCGAGGUAGUUAGAGUGUUGUUAUCAGCUAAUCCUCUAAUGUGCCUAGCUCGCGAUAGAAAUGGGCUGACGCCUCUCCAUUUGGCAGCCAUCAAAGGUCGGAUUGAAGUCGUGAAAGAGUUGGUUCAAGCAAAAAGUGAUGCAACUCGAGUGAUCGUGGGUCAAGGGCAGACUAUUUUGCAUUUGUGUGUGAAGUACUAUCAGAUUGAGGCCUUAAGGCACUUGGUGAAUACCAUUAGAGACCGAGAUUUCACAAAUUGUAAAGAUAGUGAUGGAAACACUAUCUUACACUUGGCAGUAGCUGAUAAACAAGUUGAGACAGUUAACUAUUUGCUUAUGGAGUCGGCAAUAGAAGUUAAUGCUCAAAAUCUUCGAGGGAUGACAGCAAUGGAUGUUCUGAUCCGUAGUCGAACAGAUUUGAGGGACGAAGAAAUUAAAGAAUCUUUGAAACAUGCUGGAGCAUUUGGAUCAACGGAAAACAAUUCAUUAGUCCAAAUUAAUCAUAGCACAACUAGUCCAGGCUUGAAUUUGUCCUUCGAACACCAAGAUCGGUCCUUAAACAUGAAAAAGAAUAGUAGAAAAACGAUGUUUAGUCAGAAUGUUGGUUGGUUGGAGAAAAAACGAAGUGCAUUAAUGGUAGUUGCUUCUUUGAUUGCAACCAUGACAUUUCAAGUUGGAGUCAACCCUCCAGGUGGAGUAUGGGAGAAUAAUUAUAAGCUUAACUCACGAGGUAAACCCUUAGGACCUCAGUCUCACAAGGUCGGAGAAUCAAUUUUCGGCCAUAAAUAUCCGAUAGUAUACAAAAUAUUCUUGAUUGCUAAUACAACAGGACUCAUUGCAUCACUCAGUAUCAUAUUAUUGUUGAUGAGUGGCUUACCUUUAAGGAGGAGAAUAUUUAUGUGGAUUUUGAUGGUGAUCACUUGGAUUGCAAUUACAGCAGUUGCAUUGACUUAUUUCUUAUCAAUAAUUGCAUUAUCACCAGAGAAAGAAGAACAUUCAAUUUUUAUUUUGAUUGGGUUCUCAAGUUUUAUAUGGUUUUGCCUCUUGGUUUUCUUACUUAUGGGACACACAAUUCGGUUGAUAAUUAGGAUGGUACGUAAAUUAAUAAAAUGUUUGAGCCCGAAAGAAAGGAUUCAGGGUUCGGGAGUUACAAGUCAUAGCACUAUUUAAGGUGUUGUUAUGUUAUGUUUAGUAAGUUGGAGAGUACAAUAUUGUAUGUACUAAAACUGAAAUUGAAAGUAAAGCCUUGCUUAUUAUAGUGUCUGAAAAAUGCCUUUAACGUUUGCACUAUAAAUAUUAAAUGUAUGACUACAUUAUAAUUUUGUUCCA